Messenger RNA from Paramuricea clavata, 789 nucleotides. NCBI's taxonomy places the organism in Eukaryota, Metazoa, Cnidaria, Anthozoa, Malacalcyonacea, Plexauridae. The record is from the annotation of a GenBank genome assembly.
AUGGAAGCAUGCGGAGAUCGCUUUGUCCAUUAUCUAGCAGAACAAAACAUUCCAGUAGCUAUGUCCACAGAAGUAAUCAGAGAAACAGCUAAAGUUGAUCCAGAGAUUAAACAAAUCCGAGAGAGUAUAAUCAAUAAUCAAAGUUAUAAACUUCCUCAAGAUUACAAGUUGGUUGGGGAUGAGUUGUCUAUAACCAAGGACAUUGUUUUACGAGGAAAUCGAAUUGUCUUACCUGCUAAACUCCGACCUCGAGCAAUUGCCCUGGCACAUGAAGAUCACGCCGGUAUAACAAGAUGCAAACAACGAAUACGUUCCAAAUUGUGGUCGCCCAAGAUGGAUAAAAAUAUUGAAGAUCACAUCAAAACCUGCCAUCCAUGCCAAGUUAUCGAGAAACCUGAACGACCAGAGCCAGUAUGUCCCACCAAACGUCCCGAUGCAUGUUGCACCCAUUUCGUAAUUGAUGUGUGCGGACCAUUUCCAACUGGAGAAUUCGUUGUUGUUCUAACAGAUUACUACUCAAGGUGGCCGGAGGUAAAAAUUUUGAAAACAGUAACUUCAGAAAAUAUACUUCAGUGGCUCGAUUCAGUCUUUGCAGCACAUGGCUAUCCAGAAGAAAUAAAGUCGGAUAACGCAUCCUAUUUUACAUCACAAGAAUUCUGGGAAACGCUCAAGACCUGGGGAGUAAACCUACGUACCGUUACAGAGUACUGGCCCCAAGCCAACGGCCAGGUGGAGCGGUUUAACCAAGUUCUACUGAAUCAUGUAUUAACAUCUAGAGCAGGCAAUUAA